AUGCCGGACAACAUCGAAUUUCUGUCGCAAAUCGGCGAAAAAGUGUGCGACACCGAGUCGAAAAAUGCGAGUUUGCCGGAUUAUCUCAAUGGAAUAUUCUACUGUUCGCAAGUCGAAAAUGAUACAAUUGCGACGCAAGUGUUCGCCGCUGUCGCGUUCGUUCUGCUCAUGGUAGUUGCUCUAACCGGCAACUCAGUUGUGAUGUGGAUCAUCUACGAGCACAAAGUCAUGCACCACGGCUUCAAUUUCUUUCUCUUCAACAUGGCGUUCGCCGAUUUGCUGAUUGCUUUGUUCAACGUCGGCACCUCUUGGACCUACAAUUUGUACUACGAUUGGUGGUUCGGCGAUCUGUGCAUUCUCACCUCAUUUUUUGGCAUCGCUCCAACGACCGUCUCGGUUUUCUCAAUGAUGGCGCUGAGUUGGGAUAGAUGUCAAGCCGUUGUAAAUCCGCUGAAAAAACGACCGCUGUCUCGACGGCGAUCAUUGAUCGCAAUUUCGUGCAUUUGGCUCAUCUCUACCAUCACCGCACUUCCAUUCGCGCUAGCGGCUAAUGUGAGCACAAUCUAUAUGUAUGAUUUGGAAUCGUCAAAAUUGGUUGUUCGAAAACUCUGCGCCUCGCCGGUCAACUCAAUGUUCGAUCACAUGCUAUUCUUCAUACAAUACGCGGUUCCAUUAUUUGUUCUUUCGUUCACAUUUGCGCGAAUCGCGAUGGCGUUUCGGACCACUGACGAGGCGACCGGCAACAAUUCGAAGGCGAACAAUCAUACCCGCGCAAAGAGCAAGGCCGUCAAAAUGUUGGCGUUGAUGGUGUUCGCGUUCAUGUUCUGCUGGCUUCCCUAUCACCUCUACCACACAUUCGAGCUCAGCAAUUUCAUCGCGGGUCCUAAUGCGAAAUACAUUUACCUUGCAAUCUACUGGGUUGCAAUGUCGAGUUCCGCGUAUAAUCCGAUCAUUUAUUGUUUCGCGAACGAGCGAUUCCGAAUCGGAUUCCGAUACGUGUUCCGAUGGAUGCCGUUGGUUGAAUGCAAGCGAGAAGCAUAUGAGUAUUCGCAAUUGUUUCCUGAUAAAAUGAGAAGCAUGGCGAUAUCUCUGCAAAAGGGCAAAUGUCUCAAAGAGCCAUCAUAUUUGCUCGAGAAACAAUCCAAAGAGUUUUCAUCGUUCACGUGCCAGACUUCGCCGGAUAUCGUGCAAUGUGUUAUCGGAACUGAGAAACCCAAGAAACCAUCGAGGACUGCAUUGCUGAGUUGCCAUAACGCUGAUUGA
Messenger RNA from Caenorhabditis bovis, 1263 nucleotides. Lineage: Eukaryota; Metazoa; Nematoda; Chromadorea; Rhabditida; Rhabditidae. The record is from the annotation of a GenBank genome assembly.